GUUUCAAAGUUCACAUAUGAACUUCUUCCUACACUGCACAUGUGGUUUAUGAAUGAAACCUGAAUGAAAGAAGAAAUUAAGGGAAAAUAAGUGACAGGUUUGUGGAUAAAAACACUGACAAUGGCAGACAGGAAUGAGAUGACCAUCAACCUUGUUGUGCUUGGAAAGACUCAGACUGGCAAAAGUGCUGCUGGGAACAGCCUGCUGGGCAGCGCAGACUUCGAGAGCCGUCUGUGCCCCAGCUCUGUGACCAGGCGCUGCAGCCUGGGACGCAGCGCCCGCAUUUCGGGGCUCAUCCGGAGGAACGGCCGCGAGUCAGCGCUGCGCGUCCGAGUGCUGGACACCCCCAGCUACCCUCACAGUGCUCUGGGCAAACAGCAAGUGAGGGACACCGUGAGAGCAGCCCUGGCUCAGCACUUCGGGGAGCAAGGCCUGCACUUGGCCCUCUUGGUCCUCAGGGCUGACCUGCCUCUGUGUCCAGAUGAAAGCCAUGACACACUUCAGCUCAUCCAGGAACUUCUGGGUCCCAUGUGGAAGGAUUUCACUGCAGUCCUACUUACUCAUGCAGACAAGGCAAGAGAGGCUGGAUACAGUGAGGAAACAUAUUUGCAGAGCGCCUCAAGUACCCUGUUGUCACUUUUGAGCUCGGUACAGCAUAAAUACAUCUUCCUAGACAACCACAACAGCAUAAUUAGAGAGGAAAGAAAUAUUGUCUUAAGAAAGCUCUUGAAUUUCAUACAAAGAAAUAAUUAUCAAGUACUACUUAAACACAGCAAGGAAUAAAAUUAGCUUUAAGGUGCUCACUUGGCUAUUUUCUACAUUAGGUAGCAUCUAAUAGAAAUAAAAGAGUAAAAGCCAUCAACUGAAAAACUCCACAUCCAUACCAAACAUCUUUGAACACACAAUUAGAAAUAUCUCUUUAGCUUAUCAAACUACUUGCCUUCCACAGAGGACCUCACACUACUGCAUUCAAAAUCUAGAUUCAGCCACAAAAUCAGAACAAGCUAGGGAUCCAAAAUCAUGCUCCUAAUGUGUGUGUAGUUAUAAAUUGGAUUUUGCACUACACCAGACUGUAUAUUCCAGUUUACACAGAAUACAGAUCUGGAAAAAUAAAAUAAAAUUAAAAAAGAAAAAAAA
This is a messenger RNA of Zonotrichia leucophrys gambelii, 1137 nucleotides long. RefSeq names its product GIMAP family P-loop NTPase domain containing 1 (gene GIMD1). The transcript has 3 exons. Lineage: Eukaryota; Metazoa; Chordata; Aves; Passeriformes; Passerellidae. Bases 121 to 783 code for a protein of 220 amino acids. Gene Ontology annotation, molecular function: GTP binding. The record is from RefSeq and is a predicted model, not a curated record.